AUGUCUCGUUGCCUGCCCCGCAGCUCCGCCGCUCAAGCGGAGCUUGAUGCCAGCCCUUUGUUUGAUGCCGCUGGCGCUGCGCCGAUGCUUUUCCCAAUGUACACAGUUGCCGCGGAGGUUCUGCUGGAGAUGACGGAGAUCCGUCCACAUGAGGAGCUCAAGGUCCGGGGCGACCUCGUCAUUUUCGACAUCGACAAAGGGAACGCUCUUUUUGUUUCACAUCAGUGGGUUGCUGAGCAACACCCAGAUCCCGAAUUCAGGCAGAUGAGCAUUUUGCAGAAUGCUUUACGACAUCUCAUGACAAGCUCAAGCUUUGUGCCCCUGGACCAGAUAACAGAGUCACUCGUGCUCCGGGCUAAGCCCCUUUCGAUGCGCGUGUUUCAGUCUAGCCCCUUAUUCAUCUGGUACGAUUAUUUUUCAUGCCCGCAGCUGGAGAUUCGUGACGUUCGCACCAUGGACUGCUCGGACGGCAGCCAGCAGGACGACUGCAUCAACAGCAUUGCAGCCUAUGUGGAGACGUGUCGGUUUUUUCUUGCCCUUUGUCCCGUUAUUGACAGUCCCACGGAAGACAAAGUCUUCAGUGCCAGAACAUGGAGCUGUCGCGGUUGGUGCAGAAUGGAAAGAGCCGCGCGAGAAUUGUCCAUGCACGACACCUGGAUCCUGGUUCAAAGUUCCGCGUCCAUCGAGCUGGUCGGCACGGCUAUGUCUUUUCCCAGCGCCUCUGUUGGGGAGGGCGAGUUCACUGUAGCAGCUGAUCGAGACAAACUUGCGCCAUUAGUGCAGCAACUGUUGAAGAGAAAGCUGCUGUUGUGCCUGCAGAAGCGGGAGCUACCUGCAUACCGCCGUUUGCUAAACCUACAAGCAGUGCACCUGCGGGGGUUGGCGGCCGAGCCCAUACGAGAUCUCGUGCCUGGAUUUCCUGCACGUGCUAUGGGUGGCCACAGCGCGGCAGCGGAAUCCUUCCUCCACCAGAACAUGCUGACGACGGUGAGCGGUGCUGACAAUGCGGGGUGGCGGCCGCUGCACUACGCAGCACUGUCUGGAAACGUGGAUGUGGUAGAAGGGCUGCUUCGGCGUCGGGCCAAUCCAAACCAGCGAACCUCGAAAGAU
Symbiodinium pilosum is the source of this 1110-nucleotide messenger RNA. The record is from the annotation of a GenBank genome assembly. Lineage: Eukaryota; Dinophyceae; Suessiales; Symbiodiniaceae.